Messenger RNA from Eurytemora carolleeae, 1706 nucleotides. RefSeq names its product UNC93-like protein MFSD11. The transcript is spliced from 10 exons. Bases 21 to 1358 code for a protein of 445 amino acids. Lineage: Eukaryota; Metazoa; Arthropoda; Copepoda; Calanoida; Temoridae. The record is from RefSeq and is a predicted model, not a curated record.
CCCCCGAUGUAUGAGUUAUCAUGGCUAAAAUUAAGGAUUCGAAAAAGCAGUUUGUGCAAAACAUCAAUGUAGGGUUGAUGGGCAUCUCAUUUUUUCUUAUCUUCACGGGCUUCUUCACUGUAGGGGGGAUACAGACCUUGGUUUUCGAUUCAGCUCAGAUUGCCAACUCUACAGGAUAUGUUGAAGGAUUCCAUGGAGACGGACUAUGGAGCUUAGGAUUGUGUUAUGCGUUCUUUACGUUAACAAACCUCAUUUCUCCUUCAAUUCUGGCACUUAUGGGACUAAGGCCGUCAAUGUUUGUUGGAGCAUUAACCUACGUUCUAUUUAUUGUUCCUUUAUUAUAUCUAAAUGGAAUUUUCCUCUACAUAUCUUCAUCAAUACUAGGGGUUGGAGCAGCAAUAUUUUGGACAGCACAGGGAAAAUUCCUGUCCUUGAACUCCAACGAGAAAACUAUUUCCCGAAAUACUGGAAUAUUCUACACAAUGCUACAAUCCUCAUACUGUGUUGGAAAUGUUUUUGUUUAUUUCUACUUUCGUGGAAAAUCAGAAAUAGAUAAAGAAACAAGAGAUAUAGUUUCGUCAGUAUUACUAAGUGUAGCAUCUCUGGGUUCUCUAUUAAUUCUCCUCUACAGACCAACCCCCUGGGCAGAUAAAGAAGAAGAAGAUCAAACUGUAUACUCCGCUCUUAAGGAUCAUGCCAAGUUCUUCUUUACCAUAGAUAUGAUUCUCUUGAGCUUCACGUUCUUCUACACCGGUAUCCUGCUCAACCUAUGGUCUGCUGUCUACGGAACCUGUAUAGGGUUUACAGCAGCAUUCGGAGACGAGAGAAAGGGUCUCACGGCAAUCAGUGGAAUGUUUGUUUCCGUUGGAGAAGUGUUGGGAGGAGUUAUUAUUGGGAAGCUAGGUUCAUGGACACACAAGGUUGGACGGAGCCCAAUAAUUAUCAGUGGGUUUAUCUUUAGUGCUCUUGCUUUUAUCUUGGGAUUUAUUAAUUUACCCAACGAAUCCCCUCUUGGAGAAACCACUCUACUUCAGACAGCUCUUAUAGACUCUAAUCAGUAUCUAGUCAUCAUUGGUAGCUUUCUUCUAGGUUUAGCUGAUGCUUGCAUAGUAACACAGUGUUUUUCCUUAAUGGCCGGAACCUUUCAUCAGAAUACUUCUUCAGCUUUUGCAAUCUUCCAUUUUAUGCAAGGAAUUGCAUCUUCCCUAGCAUUCUUCUAUUCCUCUCUUCUCCCUCUGUACUGGCAACUACUUAUUGCUUUGAUCUCGGCUUCCUUGGGAACAAUCACAUUCUGCUAUGUUGAAUACAAGAACAGGGGAAAAGAGGUCGAGUUGAAAGACGAAAUUUCGGCACUGUAGUUAAUUUCUGGUUGAUACGUUAAUAAACGUUAAUGAAAAAUAUUACAUAUAUUAUAAUAUUAAUUUUAUAUAUUUUUUUAUGGUUAAAAAAGUAAUGAAAUGUUUCUUAUAUGAAUCAAGACCAUGUAAAUUGAAAUCAUGUAGCCCUUGUUUGACUUGGGCCUGGGGGGAAAAUUGGAAUUUUGAAGAAAAAAAAUGAUUUAGGAUAUGUUUUCGCUAAUGGAUUUCCUCAAACAUGUUAUAGCCAAUUUGGUCCAGCCGUUUGGCCAGCUAUAGCUAACAUAUGUAUAUAAGCUCGAAGAUUUUUUCUAAGAGAUUUUCAGUAUAGCAAUAUAAAUUUAAAAACUA